Molecule: messenger RNA, 1053 nt
Organism: Cucumis sativus (cucumber)
Lineage: Eukaryota; Viridiplantae; Streptophyta; Magnoliopsida; Cucurbitales; Cucurbitaceae
Product: gibberellin 3-beta-dioxygenase 1-like
Exons: 2
Coding region: 1-1053 (350 amino acids)
Biological process (GO): gibberellin biosynthetic process; response to light stimulus
Molecular function (GO): gibberellin 3-beta-dioxygenase activity
Source: RefSeq, marked provisional
AUGGCAGAUCAAGAGAUUCCUCCCCCAAGCCAACUUGUUCCUUUGGACUUCACCUCAGUUCAAACUGUCCCUGAAUCUCACUUGUGGCCAAACGCCACGGAGUUAUCGGCUGCGAUCAAGUUGGACAAAAGGGUUUCGCUCCCGUUAAUCGACCUUGUCAGCGAUGGUGCGUCGGAGCUCCUAGGGAGAGCCUGUGAGGAAUGGGGAAUGUUCCAGUUGAUUAAUCAUGGUAUCUCGAAAACCCUAAUCGAGGAAGCAGAGGAGGAGACUCGACGCCUUUUCACUCUCCCGGCAACACAAAAGAUGAAGACACUACGAUCGCCUGGAAGCCUCACCGCCACCGGCUACGGCAUGGCUGGAAUAUCUAAGUAUCAUCCGAAAUUAAUGUGGCAUGAAGGAUUCACCAUCUUGGGUUCUCCUAUUAAUGAGGCUAAGAAGCUUUGGCCAAAUGACUAUAAACGGUUUUGUGAUGUAAUGGAAGAAUAUCAAAGAGAAAUGAAGGGUUUAGGAGAAAGGAUAAUUAGGUUAAUCCUCAAGUUUCUUGGCAUCUCCGAGGAAGAGAUGAUGAAGCUGUUGACUUCAACCGACGAAUCCAUUGGGAAACCCCACAUGGCCCUUCGAUUAAACUCGUACCCACCGUGCCCCGAUCCAGGUCAAGUCAUGGGCCUCGCCGCCCACACCGACACCUCCCUCUGCACCAUCCUUCAUCAAGUAGGCAAUAACGGACUCCAAAUCUUCAAAGAUGGAACAGGGUGGGUUCCGUUAUCUCCAAUGAGCGGCACUCUCAUCGUCAAUAUCGGCGAUCUCCUACACAUUUUGUCGAACGGGCGGUUUCCGAGCAUUCUUCACCGGGUGAUGAUACAAGAAAAUAAGGAGCAUAGAUUUUCAUUGGCAUAUUUCUAUGAUCCACCAGGUGAGAUAUACAUUUCACCUUAUUGUAAGCCAUUGAGUGAUACUCCACAGUUUCCUCUUUACAGAAGUGUGAAUGUGAAAGAAUAUUUCGCUAUCAAGGCUAAGAAAACGGGGAAGGGACUUCCAGCCAUUAAAAUAUGA